AUGAUGCCAGGCUUCAGGGUAAUGCUGCUGGUCCCCGGGGUCGUCAUGGCGAUGAUGGUUGUCCGGAUGAACGGGGCGCGAGUGGUGAGCGGUCAGACGGUGUGUUCGGGUGGUCCAGAGCAUCCCUGCUAUAAAAUUGCAUAUUUCCACGAUGUGUCGAGCCGCGUUGCCUUCAGGGAGGCGUGCCAGGCCUGUGAGAUGGAUGGAGGGUCGCUGCUCAGCAUUGAGAGCCCGGCCGAGCAGAAAGACAUUGAAAAUCUGCUGGAGGUGAGACAAACAGAUGGAGGUGCAGGUGGAGGAGGCAUAGCGGACGGUGAUUUCUGGAUCGGUCUGACUCGGGUGGACGGACUCGAUCAGGCUCAUCCUGAACUCAGCAACACCUUCACUUCCUGUCCACAGCUCUACCAGUGGACCGACGGCAGUCGAGCCAUCUUCAGGAACUGGUAUUUCGACGAACCGUCCUGUGGAGGAGAGGCCUGUGUCGUGAUGUACCAUCAACCAACUGCACUUCCUGGUCUGGGUGGGGCUUAUCUCUACCAAUGGAACGACGACCGCUGCAACAUGAAACACAACUUCAUCUGCAAAUACAAACCAGAAGUGACAACAGGUGGAGGUGUGGUCACAAAGCCUGCAGGCGGCGAGGAGGUUCCUCCUGAGGUCACCAUGGCUGGAGCUUCAGGCAUGUUACUGGUCUAUGUGAUCAUCCCCACAAUCCCCCUGCUGCUGCUCAUCCUGGUGGCCUCUGGGACAUGUUGUUUUCAGAUGCUCAGUGGAAGGUAAGACAGGAUGUUCCCUUUCAAAACCUUUUUUCUUUCAUUAAUUUAUCGAGAGUCCAGUGUUUGGAGCUAAGGUUGGCUUAGCUACAGAA
Morone saxatilis (striped sea-bass) is the source of this 868-nucleotide messenger RNA. RefSeq names its product chondrolectin (gene chodl). The record is from RefSeq and is a predicted model, not a curated record. Gene Ontology annotation, biological process: positive regulation of axonogenesis. NCBI's taxonomy places the organism in Eukaryota, Metazoa, Chordata, Actinopteri, Moronidae. The transcript has 6 exons. Bases 1 to 780 code for a protein of 259 amino acids. Gene Ontology annotation, cellular component: cytoplasm.